AUGUCGCCAUCCCCACCACCUAACGGUAGCGCGGCUGCUGCUUCGAUGACCAGCAACACAACCGCCAGUGAACCUGCUGCCAAGAGAGCUCGAGUCGAUGGGCAAUCCGAACAAACGUUGAGUUCAGCAAAGAAUCAGACUGGACUCCCUCCAUUGACAGCUUCCCUUCUCGAGAGUGGCAAGUGGUCGGACCUAGUCAUCAAAUGUCAAGGACGGGAAUGGAAGUGUCACCGAACAGUCGUCUGCUUGCAAAGCGCUCCUUUGAGUGCUAUGAUCAGUGGCGAAUUCAUCGAAGCUAUUACUGGUGUCAUCGAUCUGAGUGAAAAUGAGCCCGACAUCGUCAAUUGCAUGAUCCAGUUCAUGUACACCAAUGAAUAUUCUGAUUCGAUCACCACCAACUCCGAUAUUGCAUCAACUGAAACCAGCACUGCAUCGAUAGAUUCCGUUGAGGCUAAAGACAGCUUGGUCAACGCGCGUGCCAACAAACCCUUCUUGACCAACACCAAAGUCUACGUCCUUGCCGAAAUGUUUGACCUACCAGCCCUGAAAGCCGUCGCCGUCAAGAAGUUCAAGACAGCUCUCACUCGCAAGGCUACUUCAGAGGGCUACACCGAUAGUCUGAUCCUCAUCCAUGCCGAAACUCCAGACACCGAUCGAGCUUUGAAAGAUGUAGCACUGGGAUAUGCCGUGAGCCAUGCUGCUGCUCUGCUUGAGAAAGAGGAUUUCCAAGCUUUCUGCAAGGAUCCUUGUGCGAAUGAGUUCCUUAUGCAAAUGCUGAAGCAGAUGGCGGAUAAUGCCUUGUCCAAGACUUGCUAA
Messenger RNA from Mollisia scopiformis, 816 nucleotides. RefSeq lists its product as uncharacterized. Gene Ontology annotation, molecular function: protein binding. The record is from RefSeq and is a predicted model, not a curated record. The transcript has 3 exons. NCBI's taxonomy places the organism in Eukaryota, Fungi, Ascomycota, Leotiomycetes, Helotiales, Mollisiaceae. Bases 1 to 816 code for a protein of 271 amino acids.